Messenger RNA from Penicillium malachiteum, 4419 nucleotides. RefSeq lists its product as uncharacterized. The transcript has 8 exons. NCBI's taxonomy places the organism in Eukaryota, Fungi, Ascomycota, Eurotiomycetes, Eurotiales, Aspergillaceae. Gene Ontology annotation, molecular function: protein binding. The coding region runs from base 1 to 4419 and encodes 1472 amino acids. The record is from RefSeq and is a predicted model, not a curated record.
AUGAGAGGAGAGGCGCCAUUGGAAUGGAGUCAAGACUCAGACCUCCUCCAAAAAUACGAGGCUCUUCUAUUAGGACAGACGGAUAGCUCUCACGAUGUUCCAAGCGAAAAGCGCGACUUUGACCCGCGACUACAAUCUGUCGUCAAAAACCAAAUCGCUGCCCUCGAGGAUUCACGACUGAAAAUCCCACUCGGUGGACGAAGCAUUGAAGUCAGAAAGCAGAUCCGUCGAUCUAUUGAAGUUGUCCUAUCCGCAAAAGAAAUUAUCUCAUCGGCAAUAAGCGCGCAUCCACAAGCCUCUCUUGCAUGGGCCGGAGUUUUGAUGCUAUUAGAUCUGCUAGCGAAAUCUUUUCAGCAGGAUGAAGACGCAAUGAAUGGGUUUGCGACUGUUUCGGAUCUCAUGGUUCGGUACAGGUUUUUGGAAGAGAAUCAGGCCAAGAUUUACUCGAAGACUGAUCAUAGUCAACUAGAGUCAGCUAAGGAUCUUGAAGAAUUAAUAAGAACAAAUACCGUCAAAUUGUACUCCAGCAUCUUGCAGUUUCAUAUGCGGCUCAUCAAGCAUUUCGUCCACUCGGGGUUCAUACGAUUUUUCCAGGACUGGGCGGUCACUGAUAAAUGGAGCGGGAUGCUGGAAUCCAUUCAAGCCCUCGAUAAGCGGAUAAGUGAUGAUUUGAGAGCAUUCGCUGGAAGCGAUGUGCAGGAGAUCAUAACUGAGCUAGGAGGGCCCAAGCAGGCGGUUAUAAAGUCUCUAGAUGGAUUGCUUGAAAAGUUCAUGGACUCUGAGCAACAAGACCUCCUCAAAGAACUACCUGUCGCAUUGGGAGCAAGAUUUGAUGCUCUGCAAGAUGCAGAUAAAUCGCAAUGCCUGAAAGGAACCCGAAUACAGAUACUCAGCCAAAUCCAGGCUUGGGCUGAAUCCUCCGACGAAAGCCAGGUCUUCUGGCUAACAGGAAUGGCCGGCACGGGGAAGUCUUUUAUUUCGCGCACAUUUGCUGCAGCGUGCCAAAAUCGAACAUCAUUAGUGCCUGACGGGACUCCCCUGUCAGAAAAUCUCUGCCUCGGAGCUAGUUUCUUCUUCGACAGGACCAAAGCUGAGCGUAAUAGAGCCGACAGACCUCUAACUUCUAUCUCUAUGGGACUAUCUGAGUCAUUCCCACCGAUAACCGACAAUAUUUGUCAGGCGAUAUCAGAUAAUCGGUCAAUUGGGACUCAGCUAUGGAGCAACCAGUGGAACCAAUUGAUUAUUGGCCCACUUGUAUCCCUAGAAGAGAAAGUUCUCUUACCUGUGACCCUAGUCUUGGUGAUAGACGCUCUUAAUGAAUGUAUAUCCGAGGAUCCGGCGCAGUCCCAAAAGGAUGUGCGUGACAUUGAACAAAUUCUGCAACUUAUGACAAUGGCGCGAAAACUGCGAAGCAUCCGCCUGAAAGUCUUCAUCACCAGCAGACCAGAGAUACAUUCACAGAUUUGUGCUAAAGCGCUCCCUAAGGAUUUUUGCUAUGAACUUGAACUACAAGAAGGCCUUGUGACGUCUGACUCGGAUGAAGCAGAUGAUAUAAGCACUUACCUGCAGUACAAAAUGAAUAUUAUUGCGAGGCAAAAUUUGACUAGCCGCUUGGACCCAGGAACUGAAGAACAGCCCUGGCUGAGCCAAGCCGAAGUAGCGAGCAUUUUUCAAGAUCUUGCUAUAAAGGCAGAUGGACUCUUCAUCUACGCAGCGACAGCAUGUCGUUUUUUGGAAGGUGUAGAGAGCGACAGAAUUGACCUAGACGACCGUUUGCAGGCACUCGGUGACGGAGCAGAAGGGGAAUACUCUCAGAACAAUCUAGACCAGAUCUACAGCCAGAUCUUACGGUUCUCCAUCAUUCACAGCCAUCGAAAAACAAAGGUUGAGAAAAGGAAGUUUUACGAUCUGUUUCAGCGAGUAAUUGGGGCCGUUAUCAUGUUAGCUGAGCCAGUGUCAAUCACCAUCCUUGGCGAGCUUCUACUCUUGUCUGCAAGUGAGAAAAAUAAAACACAAAGCCUUUUGAAUACUCUAGGCUCAGUUCUAUCAUUUGGAGACAGUGAAGACUCCACCAUUCAGUUACUCCACUUGUCCUUUCGCGACUUCUUGCUUGACCAACCGAAGGGAAGAUGUCUUCUGGACGAAUUUCGCCUGGACCCUAAGAAAGCCCACACGGCUCUAUUUCAAUCUUGCUUAGAGGUCCAAAAUGGUACUUUAAAGGAAGACAUAGCCGGUCUUGGAGACUUAUAUGGUUACAAUGAAGAAAAUGAGUCUGAGUCAUUUUGGUUGGGCCAAAACGUCACAAUUCGGGUGCAGUAUGCCUCCCAGUACUGGUUAUAUCACCUACAAGAGGCUCAUCUCGAGCCCAAGGAUGAUGAUGAAGUCCAUCAGUUUCUUAAGGAGCAUUUCCUGCACUGGCUUGAGGUCAUGGGGGUCACUAAUAUGAUACCGGAGGCAGCACAUGAUGUGCUAAAAUUUUCGGACUAUAUUGAUGCUCUGCCUCGCGAAGAAAGGACUCAUCUGCAUGCUAUGCUGUUUGAUAUGACGCGUAUUUGCCGACAAACGUUCCAGAGUUCGAUACCAAAAUUAUUUUUCCAGCUUCCGAAAAUGAAAAAAGACUGGGACCCACUCCUACAACUGAUUAAUGAGGAUGCAGGUGACGAUAUAAUCAUAUCAUCAGAUGGCAAGAUUCUUGCCUCUUUCUCGUCGAUCAGUCAGGUUGUUUCCGUCUGGGACAUGGCGACAGGGACGCUUUUGCGGGAAGUCGAGUCGAACACGGAUGUAUCGACUUGUGUAUUCUCGAAUGACGAUAAGCAGAUUGUAUGUCUCGACUCCUGCGGUCGCCUUACGGUUUUGGAUACCGAGUCGGGUGAGAUAAUUGAAGAGAUGACUGUCCCCGGUCUGUCAGGGAUGAGUAAAUCUCAAGUGAUAUCAGAAAGCGGGACACAUGCUCUUGUUGCAGGACUUCUCGACGAGGGAGUAACUCUGCUCGACAUCAAAAAGGAGACGACGAAAAGAAUUGACACUGACGCCGAUUACUCCUCCAUUUUCUCUUUUUCUCCAGACGGAGGCAUUUUGGAAAUCGCAUCUUCUGGCGGUGUUGUUCAGCUUUGGGACACAGACGGCCGUGUCGCAAGUGACUCGUCAGAUGAUUCGUCGUCAAGUCAUUGGAGCUAUCAUUCUCCUGUAGAAAGUGUCGCAUUUUCACUCAACGGGAAACUCAUGGCAAGUUCGGGUGAAGUCGAUGAUGAGGAAUAUUAUUAUGAUGACAUGAGUUUUGAGGACGAUAAAAUCAAGAACAAGGUUUCUUUCUCGCCUGAUGGCCAGGCCAUCGCAUCCUGGACCAGUGAGACAAAGCUCCGACUCUGGGAUAUCGCAACCGGAGAACUUUCAAGAGCAAUGCCUGCAGAACAUCCCGACUUUGAGUUUUCGCCAAAUGGGAAGUUCCUCGCCUCAGGGUUGUUUGGCCGGCAUAACAGGACGGCAUCUAAGAUUGAAAUUUGGAAUACGGCGACUGGUGAGCUGGCAAAUAUCUUUGACACCCAUAUGGACGAUGUCAAGAAUAUUGCAUUCUCUCCCAAUAGUCAGACCCUCGCAUCUGUGUAUCAGUCGUCGAACAUCCGAUUCUGGGAUUUGAGUUCAAUAUCAGCCUUGGAGGAGAUUGAAUGCCACCCAGACGGAGUAUACAAGCUCAUGUUGUCGUUUGAUCAGAAACAUGCAAUCUCAAUUUCUGCAAGCCACGUUGGUCUGUGGGAUAUAAAAGCUGACACCCUCUUGCGGCUAAUACAGGUGGAAGAGGCAGAUGAGUCAUUUCCAUCCCCUGAAUGUAACAGAAGUGUGUUCUUGAAAGAUGGGCGUCGCUCUGGAGCUAAGGAGCUGUGGAAAAUUGUCACAAACCAGCUUGUUCAAGAUUUUGGGAGAGCGUUUCUCGGCGACGGUCAGGAUGAAGAGGACGAAGGAGAAGAAGAGGGAGGAAAGGAGGAAGAGGAGGAAGGUGGCAUUCCCAUAGUGAAGGUCUGGGAUGCGGCCACCGGCAAAGUGAUCCACACUUUCACCAACGAAUACAAAUACGUCAAUCAUCUGUCAUUCUCUCCAGACAACAAACUUCUAGCAUUCGGUCUAGAGGAAUGGCCAUCAUGGCAUGGAUCAAGGAAACCGAGAGUUGAAAUCUGGGAUGUCAAGGCACAAAGAUGUCUCUUUGAGAAGGAUACCUCGUUUGGCAAUAUGACACGAAUUGUAUGGACCAACGACGGAACACAGGUCACAUUCAUAGGUGAAAACUUGGAGGCUGCCUACUUAACCUAUAACCUCGUGAAGAAGACCGCCAAAAAUCACGCUCCUGAUUGGAACGGCGUUGCAUUCUCAUCUGAUGGAAACCUCGUCGCGUCCUUGGCUGGCUCCGAUGAAUUGGCUCUAUGA